AUGACUAUCAACAAACACCUUCGCAAUUUUAACAUCGAGGCUGUUCGGAAACAAUUUCCAGGUCUCGAUAAAGGUUCCAUCUGUCUAAACAAUGGUUCUGGUGCUCUGGUUUACAGAGGGGUCAUUGAGAGUAUCACUCGCACCAUGUCUUCUCCCCAUAUGAAUCUACGUGGCCUGGACUCAAAAAGCGAGAUCGAUGUUAAAGAGCGUACUGCCCAAUACGCGAAGCUUGCUUCAUUCAUGAAUGCUGACCCUGACGAAAUCGCUUUUGGACCUUCUACGACGGGGCUUCUACGAACCCUGACCAACUCCCUCCGUCCGAAUCUCAACGCAGACUCCGAAAUGAUAGUAUCUGUUCUUUGCCAUGAGGCCGGUGUGACUGCGUGGGUUGCCUUGGCAAAAAGUCUGGGUAUCUCUAUCAAGUGGUGGACGCCAGCCGGGGGAAUGGGAAACAAUAAAGAUCCCAAGCUCACCCUAGAAACACUUCGACCUCUCCUAUCCUCCAAGACCCGACUUGUAUGCUGUGGGCAUGUGUCAAACAUUACCGGAACCAUCGAGCCCAUUAAAGAGAUCGCAGAUCUCGUCCAUACAAUCCCUGAGGCCUUGAUAUCCGUGGACGGAGUAGCCUGGGCUCCUCAUCGCCCCAUCGACGUGAAAGAAUUGGGUGUCGACUUCUACGUUUUCAGCUGGUAUAAGGUUUUUGGCCCUCAUAUUGCACAGAUCUAUGCCCGGCGGAGUGUUCAGAAGCGCUACUUGACCAGUCUCAACCACUACUUUUUUGACCCCACCGCUUUAUCCGUGAGGCUGGGCCUCGGCAACAGCUGCAUUGAGCUCGAACAUGCUGUGGUCCCCAUCAUCAGUUGGCUCGUCAAUCAGAUUGGCUGGGAUUCUAUCAUUGCCCACGAGGAAGUCAUCACAGCACACCUUCUCGACUAUUUGACGGCCAAUCCUGACCUUUACACCGUAUAUGGGUCGCAAACAGCAGAUCCGAACGCUCGGGUUUCCUUGAUCAGCUUUUCCGUGAAUGGAGUCGCGUCUGACAAGGUUGCGGAAAUGAUUCAUGAAACAUCAAACUGCCGGCUUAUCACUGGUGAUUGUUGGUCUCCCCGUACCGUCCACGAUGUUCUUGGACUGGCAGAUGACGGUAUCAUUCGAACAAGCUUGGUCCAUUACAAUACCGUGAACGAAAUAGAGACAUUCAUUCAAAUACUGGAUCAGGUAGUACGCACCUUAAAACAGUGA
Messenger RNA from Penicillium samsonianum, 1242 nucleotides. Its product is annotated as aminotransferase. The transcript is spliced from 3 exons. Bases 1 to 1242 code for a protein of 413 amino acids. The record is from RefSeq and is a predicted model, not a curated record. NCBI's taxonomy places the organism in Eukaryota, Fungi, Ascomycota, Eurotiomycetes, Eurotiales, Aspergillaceae.